GAGGAGUUCCCCCAGUGAGUGCCGAAGCCCUCAGCUCUGCAUUCCGGCGGAGCUCACAGGCACACACCGGCCGCCGCGCAGUCCUGGGCCGACAGACUUGUUGUUUAAACUCAAAGUAAAGGAGGAGGAAAAGUUACUCCGCACUUGUUUCCCACAGUUUUCCCUCUCUGAUGUGUUUGUAAUCCGGCGAAGUGGUGGAAUGGUUUACUUUUCGUCGCACUGCUUUCCAAACUGUGAAAGAAGGCAGUUUGUUUCUUUUUAAGGUACAAGCCUUCAUUUAUCCCAACGCUGUAACUACAGUUAGUACACCAUGGUGAUCAUGACAGAGACCAGCAGGGCUGCUCAGCCCAGCCCUGCCCAGGGGAGGCCCUUGCAGGUCGGCUUCUAUGAGAUCAUCCGCACGCUGGGGAAAGGAAACUUUGCAGUCGUAAAGCUGGCCAGACACAAAGUGACCAAAACGCAGGUGGCCAUAAAGAUAAUAGAUAAGACCAGGCUGAAUCCCUCCAACCUGGAGAAGAUUUACAGAGAAGUGCAGAUAAUGAAGCUGCUAAACCACCCGCAUAUCAUCAAACUCUACCAGGUCAUGGAGACCAAAGAUAUGCUAUACAUCGUGACAGAGUAUGCAAAGAACGGGGAGAUGUUUGACCACCUCACCUCAAAUGGCCGAAUGAGUGAAGAUGAGGCCCGAAAGAAGUUCUGGCAGAUUCUCACAGCGGUGGACUACUGCCAUAGACACCACAUCGUCCAUCGGGACCUAAAAACUGAGAACUUACUGCUGGAUGCCAACAUGAAUAUCAAACUGGCCGACUUUGGGUUUGGGAACUUCUACAAUGCAGGGGAGCCUUUGUCUACAUGGUGUGGCAGCCCGCCUUACGCUGCCCCUGAAGUGUUUGAGGGGAAAGAGUAUGAGGGGCCUCAGCUGGAUAUAUGGAGCCUUGGAGUGGUGCUUUACGUUCUCGUCUGCGGCUCUCUUCCAUUUGAUGGACCUAGCCUUCCUGCACUCAGACAGAGAGUCACAGAGGGACGAUUCAGAAUCCCCUUCUUCAUGUCUCAAGACUGUGAAAACCUGAUCCGUAAGAUGCUUGUGGUGGAUCCAGCCAAAAGGAUCUCUGUGGCCCAGAUCAAGCAACACCGCUGGAUGCUGGCAGAUCCAACAGCUGUGCACCAAACCCUCAACCAUUCCCUCACAGAGUACAACUCCAACCUGGGCGACUACAGCGAACCUGUCCUGGGCAUCAUGAACACAUUAGGCAUUGACCGCCAGAGGACUAUUGAGUCACUGCAAAGCAGCAGCUACAACCACUUCUCUGCUAUCUACUACCUGCUGCUGGAGAGAGUACGAGAGCAUCGAACCCAGCAGCUGAAUCGUCAGUGUGGGACCUGGAGCCAAAGACCAAGGAGCACCUCUGACUCCACUGGUCCAGAGGUGAUUAUGGAGUCCGCUGACAGUUUUAGACCUACAGCUUUUUCAAUUCCACCCAAAAACACUCCUCCUGUGUACUCAGAGGUGGAGUGCGACCAAGGCGGAUUAUUCCAGCGUGUGGUGUUCCCAGUGGAGGCAAGCCUGAACAGACUGCUCUGGAACCGUUCCAUUUCACCCAACAGCCUGCUGGAGACAAGCAUCAGCGAGGAGGUGAAGCCCAGAGACCUGGAGGAGGAGGAGGCCACACAAACUCUCGGUCCAUUGUGUCCACCAACCACCACUUCCCGCAGACACACUCUGGCUGAGGUCUCCGCUCGUUUUCACCAAUGCAACCCUCCAUGUAUUGUGGUCAGUCCGUCAGAUGGAGCCUCAUCUGACAGCUGUCUGAAAUCCUCAUCCAGUCCUGCCCCUACUUUGCAAGCUGCUAUGGGUGGAAUGUCAACACUUCUGGCCUCUGGGGCCGAAGGUGGAGCUUUGCUGCCUGCUGGAGCUCCCUUGGCUCUCUCCUCCCACCUCCAACCGCAGGCACAGGGCAGCCUGCCCUCUGCCAGCUUUCAGGAGGGUCGCAGAGCCUCCGACACGUCCCUUACACAAGGCCUCAAAGCUUUCCGCCAACAGCUGAGGAAAAACACACGCACGAAAGGGCUUCUAGGAUUAAAUAAGAUCAAGGGUCUGACCAGGCAGGUUGUUCCUCCCCCUUCCUGUAACCGCGGCAGCCGAGGGUCAAUCGGUCCUGCGCUCUCUGAGCACCGCAGCAUGCUGGAGGAGGUGCUGCACCAGCAAAGGAUGCUGCAGAUUCAGCACCAGCCUCAGCCUCAGGUCCAGGCCACUCAGACAGGACCCACCCAAAAUCCUCUGCUCUUCCUGGCACAGCAGCAGUCACCCUCUCCUCCACCUACUUCCAUAUUUGCUUCCUCCUCCAUGUUUGACACCUCCACCCAAUCCGCCUUGCCUCCUCAGCAAACUUCAGCGAGUCUGCAGUGCAGCCCCUGGCAUCAGUCCCUCGACACUUCCUACUCCAGCUGUUCUUCAUUGUCUUCAUCCUGCUACUCCUCCUCUCUGUCCCCCGUGGCCUCUGCUGCCUACCUUCUUGAGGCACGUUUGCACAUCAGCCAGCAAUCCCAUCCUCACCCUUACACCGGCCUCCAACAGCGGCAGCCUCAGUCUGCAACACAAGGCUCCCACUCCAUCCUGUCUAAAACAGCUGUGUGGAGCAGAGGCUCAGUCCCCGGCACAGAUUCAAGCAUGCAGGAACUGGGCCUGGCUGGACAGCAGCAGCUCAGUAGCUGUGUGAUGGUGAAGUAAAACAGCCAUCAUGACUGUCGGCUUGAUAUUAAGCUCAGAAGAAAAGAGCACAAGUGGGGAAAAAGAACAAAAUGCUGAUGCAAGCAACAAAUUUAGACAUUAACAUGAGGUACACAUGUGAGAAUGUGUACACACAUAUGUAUUCAUUCUGUGUAUGUUUCAGAGAUCAUAUAAGCUAAAGACUAAGCAAUAACCAAACUCUGGAUGAGGUGUUAAAUUCCUAUCAGACCACCAGAGAAGCAAUAAUAGACUGAAAAGACUCUUCCAGCUCUCCAAUGGACUCACUUGAAUGAAAUGAGAGCUGAUGAUAGCCGAUCCAUUUGUCUCUCACAUUUUGAUGCUGUUCAAGUUAAGAUUUUUUUUAUUUUAUUUUCAUUUCUAAAACAGGAAGUCUCCCUCCUCAGCUGUCUCUCUUUUUUGUAGUUUUAUGCUAUGUUUUUCACUUGCCUGGAUGGAAGACCAAAAUUCUUUCUUCAUUCAUUUUCCCCAAUUUGUUCGCCUUUCUAAAAAGACAUUCUCUGUAGCAGUGCAAUGAACAUGCAGUAUAGUGCCCUAAGCUUACAAACAUUCACUGAAGGAUUUUGAAUUGUAUUGAAACUGUGACAUUUUAUGUUUUUUUUUUUCUGUGCAAGAUUAGCUUGUGCAAAUGCUGCUUUUACCUCAAGCUGCAAGAAGAGUGCUAUAUCCUCAUCAGCCAAAACUGAAUGAAGAUAGUCUUGUUGAUUGAGCAAAGCACAACAGGUACACCAGUCAGCUCAGUAGCACGUUUUACUGUGUGAAUCCAUCUUUUCUUCGUUUGCUAAGCACUUUUGUUAGAUGCUUUUUCUACCUCCUCAGGCUACAAGAAAACAGUUUAGAAAUUUCAGUAAAAAACACACAAUGUGUUGUCAGUUCCAGAUUAUCAGAGGAAUAUUUUUCAUAUGGAAAGAACAAAGACUGUGGGAACAGUGCAAUAUUUUACAUGGAAAUAAAAUGGAAAGAUGAGGCUCUGCCUAGAAUGGUCAGAAAUA
Melanotaenia boesemani (Boeseman's rainbowfish) is the source of this 3738-nucleotide messenger RNA. RefSeq names its product salt-inducible kinase 1 (gene sik1). The record is from RefSeq and is a predicted model, not a curated record. Gene Ontology annotation, cellular component: cytoplasm. The transcript is spliced from 14 exons. Gene Ontology annotation, biological process: protein phosphorylation; intracellular signal transduction; microtubule cytoskeleton organization. Gene Ontology annotation, molecular function: tau-protein kinase activity; ATP binding; protein serine/threonine kinase activity. The coding region runs from base 311 to 2728 and encodes 805 amino acids. NCBI's taxonomy places the organism in Eukaryota, Metazoa, Chordata, Actinopteri, Atheriniformes, Melanotaeniidae.